UUCAAUUUUUUCUCCUUAAGACCAGAAUUUAUUCAACAGGUGUGUGACAAACAGAAAGCUGUGUUGUUAGCAGAUAUGGCACACAUCAGUGGAUUGGUUGCAGCUGGUGUUAUCCCUUCACCUUUUGAUUAUGCUGAUAUAGUGACUACCACAACUCACACGUCACUUCGUGGACCACGUGGAGCUCUGAUCUUUUUCAGGAAGGGAUUAAAAGAAGUCAACAAACAAGGAAAAGAGGUGUUCUAUGACUAUGAGGACAAAAUCAAUCAAGCUGUCUUCCCCGGACUACAAGGCGGUCCUCACAACCAUACCAUUACUGGUUUAACUGUUGCAUUGAAGCAGGCUACAACUCCCGAGUAUAAAGCAUAUCAAGAGCAGGUUCUCAGCAAUUCCGCAAAAUUUGCACAGGCUUUGACUGAGAAAGGCUAUGAGCUUGUUUCUGGUGGGACUGAGAAUCAUUUAGUUUUGGUGAAUUUGAAGAACAAGGGUAUUGAUGGCUCCAGAGUUGAGAAGGUGUUGAAAUCAGUACAUAUUGCAGCUAAUAAAAUCACGGUUCCAGGAGAUGUGUCUGCUAUGGUUCCCGGUGGAAUCAGGAUGGGAACUCCUGCUCUUACUUCAAGGGGAUUUGUUGAGGAGGAUUUCGUUAAGGUAGCCGAGUAUUUUGAUGCAUCUGUGAACUUGGCUUUGAAGAUUAAGGCAGAGAGCAAAGGAACAAAAUUAAAGGACUUCGUGGAAACAUUGCAGUCAUCCUCUUACGUGCAAUCAGAGAUUGCCAAGCUUCGCCAUGAUGUUGAGGAGUUUGCUAAACAAUUUCCAACCAUUGGUUUUGAAAAAGCAACCAUGAAGUACAAGAAAUAAGAAAACGAAAAAUUUUCACCAGUGGCGGGCAACACUAUGGUCAAGUGGUUCGAGGUGAUCAGUUUUCCUGAUUGGAAGAGGAGGAUUAUAUAUAGCAGAUGAAAAGCAUUAGGCUGGAACUUUCUUAUGUAUGAAACUAGAAAAACUUGAUCAGAUAUCUUCUUGCAAUGUAUAGAUACAUCAUCUAUUUAUAAUCUAUUAAAUGUGAAUUGUGACUCA
Messenger RNA from Trifolium pratense (red clover), 1077 nucleotides. RefSeq names its product serine hydroxymethyltransferase, mitochondrial-like. Gene Ontology annotation, cellular component: cytoplasm. Gene Ontology annotation, molecular function: cobalt ion binding; glycine hydroxymethyltransferase activity; pyridoxal phosphate binding. The transcript has 8 exons. The annotation marks the transcript as partial. The record is from RefSeq and is a predicted model, not a curated record. Gene Ontology annotation, biological process: L-serine catabolic process; tetrahydrofolate interconversion; folic acid metabolic process. Lineage: Eukaryota; Viridiplantae; Streptophyta; Magnoliopsida; Fabales; Fabaceae.